AUGAUACCGAUGUUGAUGAUUAUUGUUAUUGUCAAGCUGUCGAUGUUAGUUUUUGCAGAACUCGAGGCUCUAGUCGACAAAUUGGCCAACGAAAGCCAGCGGGGAUCCUACACGAUCAAAAAGAACUCGACGCCCCAGUCGCCCAAAUCGCCUAACGCAAAUUCAUCGCUCAUCAUCAACACGCAACCUCAACACGUGUCGGCAGCCAUAGACGACGCGAUGCAGCCGCUCCGCGAGGACACGAGCGUCGUCGCGCCCACCAGUGGCCAGCAACAGGUCAACGGCAACGCUAACAGCACGAGCGCUAACAACAGCAACGAUAACUCGUCGCUGAAUAACCAGGACGACGCGUCCCCCAAGAGCGCCAAGGCGCCCGCUCAGCGCGGCGUCGAGGAGCUCUACGACAUACCUGCCG
Copidosoma floridanum is the source of this 415-nucleotide messenger RNA. It is a transcript of the gene Amph, whose product is annotated as amphiphysin. The record is from RefSeq and is a predicted model, not a curated record. Gene Ontology annotation, molecular function: phospholipid binding; protein binding. Gene Ontology annotation, cellular component: plasma membrane; cytoplasm. Lineage: Eukaryota; Metazoa; Arthropoda; Insecta; Hymenoptera; Encyrtidae.